CGAUGCAUGCCAGACGUAUGAAAAGAAGAAACAUGAUGUCGAUGUUUUUCUUCAUAUCAUUUGUUUUUUUUAUUAAGGUGUGUGUGAGCACCCGUUUAUCCUGCUUGAGAGAUGAUAUAGUGAUUCGUGAACGAGCAAGAAACAAGAGCUUAAAUGAUAUACCGUAUUUAACAAAAACUGUGGAAAAUGAAAAUGACUGCUUUGGUGUAUGUUUGUAUAAUGACUAUUGUUUGUCAUACAACGUCAAUAUGACUAGUCAAAAUGUCAAGUGUGAAUUAUUUUCGAAAAUAGUUGGUGUAUCAAAGUUAACUCCAAGAAAAGGUUUCAAAUACUUUGUAGUACGUUCCUACCAUCGUUGCAUACCAGUUAAGAAUUCUUCUCCCAAGAUUUGUGAUUGUCGAUCAACGGCUGAUAUACAUGCUAAAAGAGAUUGUUUGGAAUGGCGGGACGAAGGUGCAAAGGAAGAUGGUUUGUACAAAAUUAAAGUGGGUGGUCAAACUGUGGAAGUGUUUUGUGACAUGACGACAGACGGAGGAGGGUGGAUAGUGAUUCUAAAGCGUAAAAGAUCGAGUAACGAUGUGGAUUUUAACAGAACAUGGGACGAGUACAAUACAAGAUUUGGUAAUUUGGCGUCCGAAUUUUGGCUUGGAAAUGAUUAUAUACAUAGCUUGACAAUGAAGGGAAACAUUAAUCUAAGAAUCCAUUCUACUGCUGGAAACAACAUGGAAAAGAUUUCGAUUUUUAAAAAAUUUAAAGUUGUUGCUGGGUCUUAUAAAGUCACUUACGAAAACAGUACUCAGCCUGAAGAAUGGAAUGAACCAAUUCAUAAUAUCACAAAAGCAACAACGAUGAUGAUACGAAGAAAUUCGAAUUGAAGGAUUCAUGUUUGAAAGUAAACUCAUUUAUCAACACAGAAAAAGUGGAUUGUACAGUAUGGAUGAGACAUAACAACAUUUGAUAACAAUAUUUAACAACUUCUUUGUAAAAUUAUUCUCCAAAUGGAUGUUGAUGUGGCAGUUAACUUUUUCAAAUUAGAAUUGGUGGAAUCUUUGUACAUAAUUUAUCAAAUUAUUAGAUUUGAAACUUUAUUCUUUCUUUUUUUUUAGUUUUCCUUAAUCGAUGCAAAAGAAGUUUAUAUGUUCUCAUUCUGUAUGUACAAUAUUUUAGUGUGACUCGAGCCUUACUGUAUUUAUUAAUUAUUUAGUGUAAAUCGGCUCUUACUGUAUAUAUCAGCAAAUAUAAAAACCAUGUGAUUAAAGAUGGUUUUUAUAUUUUCAUAUUUUAACUAGUCAUGUCUCAAUUAGCUCUCGAACCGUUUUUCUCGAAAGGUUUUUCUUUCUAUACCUAGUUAUGUAUUAGAUAUUUAUAUAACAUGUAUGUGAAACAAAUAUAAAUAUUGAUAGUGUCGCAAUUUUUAUUGUUAUUUAAGUUAAAGCGAAAAAUUGUAUAUAUUAGAGCAAACUGGGCAAUAAUCUUAAAGCUUAUCCCGCGUGAAAAUUAAUUUCAUAUGAAAAAGUUUGAAAAAUUGUCUAGAAAUUUAGGUAUUUAGUUUAAAAAAUCUUGAAGAUUAUAGACUUUAAAGUUCCACUAAUUAUGCAUGACAUCAUGAUCUCUGAGUGGCGUAUUGUAUAUGACAGUUUUUGCAAAGCAUGGGUUUAAAAAUUGUUUUUAUGGCCAAUGAAAUUGAAAUUUACAUAAAUUUUAAUAUCUAUUCACUAUAAUUAUGCUCAGUAAACGCAAUUGCAUGUUUUAAAGCGUAAUGCUGCAUAAUUAACGAAACUUUGAAAAAGUAGAUCUUGAAAACUAAUAAAGAAUUUUCUAAAAGAAAAAAGAAGAAAAAUAUAUCUCGAGAUUUUUCAAAGGUCUUUCAUAUGAACCCAACUUGUAUUUUUCGUGGGAGGUAAGCUUUAAUUGAAAAUCGUCGAUCAUAUGAUUGUAACGU
Molecule: messenger RNA, 1942 nt
Organism: Hydractinia symbiolongicarpus
Lineage: Eukaryota; Metazoa; Cnidaria; Hydrozoa; Anthoathecata; Hydractiniidae
Exons: 1
Coding region: 3-875 (290 amino acids)
Source: RefSeq, a predicted model, not a curated record